AUGCACGGGAAGGGUAGGCUGCACCUUCACCACUAUCCCGUCGGGAGCGACAGUACAGGGGAACAGGGGACGAAGGCAGCAGCCUGCAUUGCUGUUGCUGUUGCUGUUGUUGCUGGUGCUGCUGGUGCUGCCGGUUCGGCGGCAGCAAGACUUCUAACAGCAGAGGAUGCUCUAGAGAUCACCGUGGAAGUGCGGUCGCUGCGACACCUCCCGCAGUCGUUUUUCAACGAGGACAAGGAGAAGGAACUAGCGCUCAGACAGCACGGGCAACAACAGAGGCAUCAGCGUGGACGGGGGAGCGUCGACUACCGGAAGUGCUGGAGAGCGCAGGCAAACAUCGCCAACGAGACGCGAGAGACGGGGAACUCGACAUGGGGCAGGGGCGGGAGGUCCCGCCAGGCGAUGUGGCUGCGGGGCGCGGACAAGGUGUCGUGGAGCCUGCCCGAGCAACAGUUCAAGCAGGUCAAUGCGUACACCCCUGUCUGCAAGGUACACGUGCACGCCACCAACCCCGACUCCCCCACAAUGGACACCUCCGAUUCGGUGGGCUGGUUCAUCGUCGACAUGCGAGACCUCACCGGGCAGCGUCAGCAAGAACGCUGGGUCAAGCUCCAGGGCGCUAGCCCCGCGGAGGUGCUGAUAUCCUCCCGCCUGGCCAUGGCGCGCGACCCGCAAGAGGACCCCUGUAGAGAAGGGCACGAGCAACGAGGCCGACCGAACAGCGGUCACCGGGGGAAUGAUUCGGCGAAACCCUCUGCUUCGAAAGCAAGCUUCGAGGGUGGUUCUCCAACGGCCGCGUCGGGUGCCGUUUCCCGUCGCUGCUGCAGCACCAGCAGCAGUGCUGGAAGACGGCGAGAGGGAUACUUCCAACUCCAUCUCCCCGGCGAGCCCCUGGCGGCCCCGCAGCAGCGAGACAAGGAAGACGGCGAGGGGGGGGAGGAAGAGUCACAGAGCCCCCCGGUUGCCUCCAUCUGCGCCGAGCUGACGAGGGCUGAUUCCGAACCUGGACCCGGCGAUGGGCCUGUUGGGAGCUCCGAUGCCGACGGGCUGUGGGCGGCGACGGCGGCAGCAGCGGUGGCCACGGGCAGGACCGAGGGCUCAGCCAGCGCGAGCGGCGUGAGGACAUGGUCCCGCCUUGCGGUGGCUGGGAGGAGAGUUGGGCGGGCUGUAGCAAUCACGGCGGCGCUGCAGCGGCCAGAGCUCAGGCCGGUUGAUCACCCAGGCAGCAGAGACGGUUCGGCGCUGAGCAACCGCGUCAAUGGCGGCGGCGGUGUUCUAGUGGGAAUCACCGACGCCACGGGAGAGCUGUUUAUGUCUGGAAAGGCCGGCGGUGCGGCCACGGCAACCGAUGCAAUCGCGGGAGUGGCUAACGCUAACCCUUCCGCCUCCCUCCGGGAAGGCUUCCGAGUGGUUGGCUGCGGCGAGCGGGGGGGGGGGAGACACUGAAGACAGCGACUUCCUGGAGACCAUCACCUGGGAGUGGGAAAGGGAGCCGCCGAACCCUGGGAGGAAGGGGGGGGUUGGCGGGGUCCUUGCUACCGUCCGGGUGCUCAUCGGCUCUGGAGCCCGAUACGGUGACGUCACGAUCGCGACGGGCGUGGUGCCGUGGCCCUCCUCGGCCUGCGGCAGUCGGCAGCACGUCAACGUGAAGCUCGUGUCCCUCGAAGGGAACGAGGUGGGCUCGUACCGCGUCUGCUUGUCCUUGGCCGAAACAGGCGACGGCGACGGCAGCAACGGCCCGGCCGGGGAGGGAGGCGAAGCCGGUGCGGCUUUCAAACAGGAGAGCGAGCAGUUGGAAGACGAGUAAGAGGAGGAAAGAGAAAGAAGCUUCGGCCU
Ectocarpus sp. CCAP 1310/34 is the source of this 1836-nucleotide messenger RNA. The record is from the annotation of a GenBank genome assembly. NCBI's taxonomy places the organism in Eukaryota, Phaeophyceae, Ectocarpales, Ectocarpaceae.